CUAUAGUAAUCAUGGAAGAAAUAAAUGAUUUAUCCGGAGUUCAAGUUAAUGGUAUUAAACCUAUUAACAAAGACACAGUGCACAAAAUAUGUUCUGGCCAGGUGGUGCUUAGUUUAGCAGUAGCAGUUAAAGAAUUAGUAGAAAAUUCGCUAGAUGCUGGUGCCACAAAUAUUGAUAUAAGAAUUAAAAAUUAUGGUAUUGACUUAAUUGAAGUUACAGAUAAUGGAUCAGGUGUAACAGAAGAUAAUUUUUCAGCUCUAACAUUAAAAUACCAUACUUCAAAGCUAAAUGAUUACUCUGACUUGCUAGGAGUAUCAAGUUUCGGUUUUAGAGGAGAAGCAUUAAGUUCUUUAUGUUCAUUAGCAGACCUUACAAUCACUACUAGACAUGAAAGCUCUCAAUUUGCUACUAAAAUACAGUAUGAUCAUAAAGGAAAUAUAACAAAUAAGACACCAUGUUCCCGGCAAAUUGGAACAACUGUCUCUUUGUCAAAUCUGUUUUGUUCUCUGCCAGUAAGGAAAAAGGAAUUCCACAAGAACGCUAAAAGAGAGUUCAAUAAAAUGACAAAUUUACUAUAUGCAUAUUGUUUGAUAUCAGUCGGAGUUAAGAUAACCUGCACUAACCAUGUUAGUGUUUCAAAUAAAUCAACAGUUGUAGCUACUCAAGGAUCUUUAUCUUAUAAGGAUAAUAUUGCUUGUAUUUUUGGCAUUAAACAAUUACAAAAUAUAUUUGAAAUAAAAUCAGAGUAUGCAUACAAUAUAAAAGAUAAUAUAUUUAAGGGUUUAUCUGGAGGGGUAAAAGAUAACAAUGAAAGUAUCAAUAUAGAAGAUGUAGAAAUAGAUUUAUCUGAAGAUUCAAAUGAUGCACAAAAUGAUGAAACUAAAAUUUCACAAGAAAUCAUAACAAGUACACAAAAGACACAAGGUUAUAAGAACUUACCUGAUCCUGUAGAGCUUGUAGGAUAUAUCUCUUCUUGUGCACAUGGUUGUGGUCGAUCAAGCACAGAUAGACAAUAUUUUUUCGUUAAUUCAAGACCUUGUGAACCUACUAAAGUUAUAAAACUGAUAAAUGAAAUUUAUAGGCAGUACAACCCUAAUCAAUAUCCUUUUAUUUUUCUUAAUAUUAAUGUGGAAAGAAUAUCAGUAGAUGUCAAUGUCACUCCAGAUAAGAGGAAAGUAUUUUUAAUAAAGGAGAAGUUUAUUUUGGAUGUUCUGAAGGCUUCAUUAACAAAACUUUUUGAAAAUGUGCCUCGAACAUUAAAAGUUGAAACAACAUCCUUUCUUACUCAAACACUUGAACCUGAACUUAAACAACCAAGAAUUUUUAACUCAUUCUUAAAACAAUUUAGUAAUCAAUCUGAAUUGUCUAUGGAUAAUAAAGCUGAUUCAUCUGGAAAAUCAGAAUUAAAGAGAAAAUCUUCAUCAAAUUUAGAUAACUUUAUAAGUAUAAAAAAAAGUUAUAAUCCUAAUGAUGAAGAUAUACUAGAAAGUGAAGUAUCUUAUGAAACUCAAUCAAAGUCUUCACCCAUAAAUAACUUAUCUGAACUUAAAAAUGCAGAUACAACUGAUGUAAAGACUAAGAAAAUUUCAGAAGGAAAUAAAAUUGAAGAAGACAAUUUAUCUACUGAUGAUAAUCAUUCUCCUGAUUCAAUAAAAAAUAUUUCAGAUAGUGUUUGUGAAGAAUCUUAUACUAUAUAUUGCAAAACAAAAUGUGCAGAAAUAAAAACACCAAAAUCUAAAAUACAAAAAGUAGUAACUGAUAAAGAUGACCUAGGCAAACAUGCAAGAAAAUCUGUAAUUUUGAAGACUUCCCUAGAAGAUAUUAAAAAAGUAGCAAAUUUGUGUGACAGCAAUUUUUCUAAAUCUAAUCCUGAUAGGAUAAAAUUUAAAUCAGGUAUUAAUCCAGUUUUUAACAAGAAAUGUGAAGAAGAAUUAAGUAAGGAAAUAUCAAAAGAAUCAUUUAAAAAUAUGUCAAUUGUAGGUCAAUUCAAUUUAGGCUUUAUAAUAACCAAGUUAGAUGAUGAUCUGUUUAUAAUAGACCAACAUGCGACUGAUGAAAUUUAUAAUUUCGAAACAUUACAAAAAACAACAGAAUUAACAAGUCAGAAACUUGUUAUUCCACAACAACUAGAGCUAACAGGUGUCAAUGAACAAAUAUUAAUGGAUAAUGUGGGUGUUUUCAAAAAGAAUGGCUUUACUUUUAAGAUAGAUGAAGAUGCUCCACCUACUAAACGAGUUAAACUUUUAACAAUUCCAAUGUCAAAAAAUUGGAUAUUUGGUAAGGAUGACAUUGAAGAGCUUCUGUUUAUAUUAAAAGAAAACCAAUCUGAAUAUUGUAGGCCAAGUCGAGUUAGAGCUAUGUUUGCAUCUAGAGCUUGUAGAAAAUCUGUCAUGAUUGGGACAGCUUUAGGUAAAUCUGACAUGCGUCAACUAGUUGAUCACAUGGCUGAAAUUGAUAAACCCUGGAAUUGCCCUCAUGGCAGACCAACAAUUCGUCAUCUUGUUAACUUAGCAAUGGUUCAAACCAAUAAUGAUAGAAUCUAAUAAGUUAAAUAUCAGAAAAUCAUGAAAGUUUUACUUGAAUAUUUAAAUUAAACAUUUUUUUUUGUU
Vanessa tameamea is the source of this 2609-nucleotide messenger RNA. It is a transcript of the gene Pms2, whose product is annotated as mismatch repair endonuclease PMS2. The coding region runs from base 12 to 2543 and encodes 843 amino acids. The record is from RefSeq and is a predicted model, not a curated record. Gene Ontology annotation, molecular function: mismatched DNA binding; ATP-dependent DNA damage sensor activity; ATP binding. The transcript has 8 exons. Gene Ontology annotation, cellular component: MutLalpha complex. Gene Ontology annotation, biological process: mismatch repair. NCBI's taxonomy places the organism in Eukaryota, Metazoa, Arthropoda, Insecta, Lepidoptera, Nymphalidae.